CCAACUCCUAGCUUGCUGUUAGCUGCAGGAAUGGGUCGACAACCUUGCUGUUCAAAGGAAGGCUUGAACAGAGGAGCAUGGACAGCCUUGGAAGACAAAAUUCUCACAGAUUACAUUCAACUCCAUGGAGCUGGAAAUUGGAGGAGCCUUCCCCAAAGAGCAGGUCUUAAAAGGUGUGGGAAGAGUUGCAGGUUGAGGUGGAUAAAUUAUCUAAGGCCAGAUAUUAAGAGAGGAAACAUUACUCAUGAUGAAGAAGAACUCAUUAUCCGACUUCACAAGCUUCUUGGAAACAGAUGGUCUCUAAUAGCUGGACGGCUUCCAGGCCGAACGGACAAUGAAAUCAAGAACUACUGGAACACCACCAUCUUCAAAAAACUACAAGUCGGCAAUGGCCAAACUUCUGACCGCAAACAAGUAAAUCAACACCGGAAAAUCUGUAACAUGGUAACUGAGGCUGCAAGCACAAAAAAUUCAUUUGCCAUCCGGACCAAACCAAGAAGGUUAAAAACUUCUUUCCCAUUGAUGGUCCCUGUAAGAUCAGCAGCAGCAAUUGAAGGUGAUCACUCAAGGAACCAUGACAAUGCCGUGGAGACGCUACAAACAUCGGAACUUUUUUCCAAGGAAUGCGAGCCUUCGACAUUCGUGAAGGACUUCGAGAUGGAUGAGAAAUUCUUUUUGGAGUUUCUCAAUAUAGAAUUUGAAGGCUCAUGUGAGCAGCAUUCUCCUUGUACUAAUAAUAAUGAUAGUGGGGGAGAUCAUAGCAAUGGUUACAACUGUUGUGAUCAGCAGUUAGGGCAUUCAUCCUCACCGGAUUCCGAUAACCACUCCGUCGGCAUCUUCUUUUCCGAUAACAUGCCACAAGAGUACCCGGGAUCAUUCAUUGACUAUGAAUCUGAUUGGCUACAAGAUUACAUGGCAAAUCCUCAUUAGUCAAUAUGUACUUAAGAAAUAAGAAGAGUAGAGAAGAGAAGCGUGUCUCUUUUGUCUUUGUAAUUUAUUUCAAGUCGUUAGCCAGACAGCUGUCCUCUCUUUCCAAGGAAAAAAUAAAUGUUUCCCUACUUA
Molecule: messenger RNA, 1062 nt
Organism: Rubroshorea leprosula
Lineage: Eukaryota; Viridiplantae; Streptophyta; Magnoliopsida; Malvales; Dipterocarpaceae
Source: the annotation of a GenBank genome assembly